CGACUUUGCGUUUAUAGCCUCGUUUAGAACUCUUAAUGCUUAUUGGUCCGCGCUCUCCUGAACUAUCGCGACGAUUCUAAAUAAAAAAACAGGCUCAGCUGAGCGGGUGGGAUUGUGUCGCUGGGAAGGGAUUUGGUACUGUAGAAGGAUUCACUAUGUCGGAGACAGACCCCAAAACUGUGCAGGACCUGACCGUGGUGGUGCAAAAUUUGCUUCAGCAAAUGCAAGACAAGUUCCAGACCAUGUCAGAUCAGAUUAUUGGAAGAAUUGAUGACAUGAGCACUCGUAUAGAUGACCUGGAGAAAAAUAUUGCAGACCUCAUGACACAGGCAGGAGUGGAAGAAGAAGAGACUGCAAACAAGCAGCAGCAACAGCCGCCGCCAAAAUAGCUUGCACUGCGGGAUUCCCAAAUUUUAUACCAGCCCACUGGACAACCGUCCCAAUUUAGAAGGCUGCGGAACUUUUUUGUAAUAACUCUUGUGAUAGAGCAUUGAUUUCUUACUUGUAUUGUUCAUUUGGAUUUGUAUGUAUUAUGAUUAUUUAGUGAUCUCAUAUUAUAUAAGUCACCACCAAAUAAAUGGUCACACUUAGCUUGUUUUAUGUGUAUGUGUGUGUAUAUAUAUAUAUAUAUAUAUAUAUAUAUAUAUAUAUAGAUAUAUAUAUUCUCAAAUAUAUUUAAGUUGCACAGAAGAUUAAUUCAUUCAUUGUAUAAAUGAUAUUGUGGUUCACUAGCAAUAAUCCAGUUCUUUACCCUU
Messenger RNA from Xenopus laevis (African clawed frog), 755 nucleotides. It is a transcript of the gene hsbp1.S, whose product is annotated as heat shock factor binding protein 1 S homeolog. The record is from RefSeq and is marked provisional. Gene Ontology annotation, biological process: cellular heat acclimation; negative regulation of DNA-templated transcription. Gene Ontology annotation, molecular function: transcription corepressor activity. Lineage: Eukaryota; Metazoa; Chordata; Amphibia; Anura; Pipidae. Gene Ontology annotation, cellular component: cytosol; nucleus.